Molecule: messenger RNA, 2057 nt
Organism: Sycon ciliatum
Lineage: Eukaryota; Metazoa; Porifera; Calcarea; Leucosolenida; Sycettidae
Exons: 7
Coding region: 152-1561 (469 amino acids)
Cellular component (GO): U2-type catalytic step 2 spliceosome; U2-type catalytic step 1 spliceosome; Prp19 complex
Molecular function (GO): U6 snRNA binding; protein binding; pre-mRNA binding
Source: RefSeq, a predicted model, not a curated record
UAGUGCCUGAGAUUAUGAGUGAUCUUGUUGUAGUACUUUGUAGUAAUGACCAUUUUGGAAUGCCAAAAGCUUUAGGGGAUAAUUGCAGUGGCAAUAAUGUAGAAGGAAGAUUCUUAGAAGUAUCCUGCGUGUUCUUCGGGUGCUGAACGGAAUGGAGUCAGAGUGGCAGGCAGACGAACAUGGAAAUUGGUACAUGCAACGUGGUCAGUGGGUUGCUCGAGUUGAUCCUGCAUCCCAAGCUGUGUAUUACCAGGACACUCGUACUCAGAAGACUCAGUGGGAUGCCCCGUAUGAAUGGUCAUGUGCUCAGCCAGUAGCUGGAAAGGUCGUGGUGGCACCCAAGAAAUUGCCUGCAAGAUGUUUGGACUUUAGUCAUCGCCAAGCCAGGUGCCAAGUAGACCCUGAAGAGGCGAAAAAGACUCACUUCAGACCCGAGGGUGCCGGUGAAUUCAACAUUUGGUAUGGGAGAUAUGUCGGUGAGAUGUGGAAUGAACACCACAAUGAGGGUCCAUCACCUUAUCGAUGCGAUGCUCGUAAAGAUUCUGGGUUUACAAAAGCAACCCUGGAGGGCAGUGGUGCAAGAUUCUUCUGUGUUUUCUUCGCCAAAGGGUGCUGUCAUUUAGGACCGGAGUGUGGGUACUUGCAUAGAGUGCCACGCGAUGAGGACGCAAGGCAUAUUGAUCAAGCACAUGACGUAUUUGGUCGGGAUCGUCAUCGUCAGCACAAUACGACUAUGUCCGGUGUGGGUUCAAUUGAGAAGGAUUGUAAGACUCUGUAUGCUGGCAACUUACACUGUCGUCGCACGGGAACAGAGGAUGAACUCAAGGAGGAGUUUGGCGAAUGGGGCGAGAUCGAGAGGAUGAACAUUAUUCGAACACGCAAUAUCGCAUUUAUGACGUAUAAGAACCGGAUCAAUGCAGAGUUUGCAAAGGUUGCUAUGAGCAGUCAGCAGUUAGGUGGACAUACAUUGAUGAAUGUACGAUGGGCGUAUGAUGACCCCAAUCCGCGUGCUCAGCUGAAGCGCUUACAUGAAUCUCAGGAACAGAUGUUGUCAGUACUGAAAGAUCGUUCUGAGUAUGGCCCAGAGGUACCAGCUGCUAAACGUCUUGUACCAGCCACCGCUGGUAGUGUCACUGGGCCUUAUCCGGAUACCUCCCAGCAGUAUGCUGAAGAUGAGGAGGUAGACAAAGUGCUGAUGAGGGAGCAAGGUGUUAUGCAACAAGCAUCUGAUGAUUGUGGCCGUCUAGAUGGCAUAUUCCGUCGCUUGGAGGAAAACAAUCGCAAUGACAGUACUGCCAGCGCUGUACACGAUACUAACAGUAGCACUACCAACAGCUAUAUCAUAAAGAAAGUAGAUGCCCUGGUGUCUUCAGGGGCAGAUACCGUUGCCAGCACAUCAUCCUCUUCGGUGGCAGCGAAAGAAACCCAUUCUAGAGCCGAGCGGCCUAAAGCCAAGCAUUCUGGCAUUGAAAUUACUGUGAGCUCAUCUCAUACCACUGUAGCAACUGCGCAUAAGGUGGAUCCAACCAAAGAUCCGUUCCGCGUAGUUAUUCCCAAGUAGGAACAUCAAUGUUUUGCUAAGCUGAUACCCCUCCCGCUCACCAAUAUAUAUUUUGUACAUGACUGUACAUCUAUUAUUAAUUUUGAUACAAUGGACUUUCUGCGUUGCACAUAUGGACAUCAAACUAUCGUACACUGUACAUACACAAGUACAUUUUGACAUGCAUUAUUUUGUAAUAUAGGACUGACUGUACAUAACGUUAGUUUUCACAAGGGUACUUCUACAAGUACUGAAGUAGUACUCUAAUACAAGACUGAUUGUAGUAGUAUUAUUAUUAUUAUUAUGAUAAAGACUAAAGAGCGUUGAUGAGAUACUGUUGAUACGCAUACUUUGUUCUUGUCACACAUGUGUCAUAAUUGUGUGAACGUAUUGAGCAUGCAUGUAGAAGGGGCGUUCAACUGGGAUCAUAGUCUUACACAUAGAGAUAUAUCAAUAACCUGAACAUAGCACUCUCCAACACAUGUAUGCAUAGAGAUAUAUCAAUACCCUGAACAUA